GUCGCGCCCCGCGGCCAGCAUGAAAGUCACGUCCCUCGACUGCCGCCAGCUGAGGAAGCUCCUGCGGAAGGAGCCCUCCCGCUGCCUGGUGCUGGACUGCCGGCCCUACCUGUCCUACUCGGCCUCCUGCCUCCGCGGCUCCCUCAACGUCAACCUCAACUCGGUGGUGAUGCGGCGGGCCCGCGGCGGGCCCGUGCCCCUCCACUUCGUGGUGCCCGACGCGGCGGCCCGCGCCCGGCUGCUGCCGGGCGGCGAGGGGGCGGCGGAGGCGGCCCGCCUGGCGGCCGUCGUGGUGCUGGACCAGGGCACGGGGCACUGGCAGAAGCUGAAGAAGGACAGCACGGCGCAGAUCGUCCUCAACGCCCUGCUGUCCAGCCUGCCGGAGGCCGGCGCCAGGGUCUGCUUCCUGAAAGGUGGCUAUGAAACCUUUAAUUCGCAAUAUCCCGAGUGCUGCGUGGAUGGAAAACUCAUUUCCCUGGAGAGAAACGAAAUGGAGAGGAACGUCGCCAGCCCCUGUGAGCAGCCGCGUGCCCCCCACAAGCCGGCGUACGACCAGGGCGGUCCGGUGGAAAUCCUGCCUUUCCUCUACCUCGGCAGCGCCUACCACGCUUCCAAGUGCGAGUUCCUCGCCAACCUGCACAUCACCGCCCUGCUCAACGUCUCCCGGAAGAGCUCAGAGUCCUUUCAAGACCAGUAUUGCUACAAGUGGAUCCCGGUGGAGGACAGCCACACGGCGGACAUCAGCUCGCACUUCCAGGAGGCCAUCGACUUCAUCGAUCAUGUCAGGCGAGCAGGGGGCAAGAUCCUGGUACACUGCGAAGCUGGGAUUUCACGCUCUCCCACCAUCUGCAUGGCGUAUCUCAUGAAAACGAAGAAGCUCCGCCUGGAGGAGGCCUUCGAUUACGUCAAGCAGCGUCGGAGUCUGAUCUCACCAAACUUUGGUUUCAUGGGCCAGUUACUACAGUACGAGUCAGAGAUCUUGUCUUCCACUCCCAGCCCCCCUGUUGCCUCAUGCAAAAGAGAAGCUGUGUCCUUCUUUGCGGAAGAACUGACAUUAGGCAAAAAUUUUGAAGGCUCAUGUUUCGCCUUUCCUACCUCAGUCUUGAGUUCUGUGCCCAUCCACUCUCCUGUCCAUCAGCUGAAACUUAGCCCGAUGACCGCAUCUUCGUCCUGCUGAACCCGCCAGGAACCGGAGCUGAUGCAGUCCUCUGAUCCUAACUGUGACUCCUAUUUGAACAUUUCAUGAAUGUGCAAUAGAGAAACCUCAUGGACUUCGUCUGAGACAGAGCAGUCAUCGCGGGUGGUAGUUGCUCUAUGCGUGCGCUGACUGUAAGAUCCGAGUGCCAUACAUGGGGCAGGUUUUCUGAACUGUUAACAUCCUUUUUUUUAAAGUGACAAAGUGCUUUUCUAGGUUUUUAUCCACAGCGUGUGCACCCACUACUGUGUUUCCAGAUUCUUCUGGAGCAGUGAGAGAUCCCUUCAGUGUAUUCUCAGUCCCCAUCUCCUCCCACUUUCUUUCUUCUUUUUUUUUUUUUUUAAGAACAUUAUUUAAAGUUUCAAGCAAUAAAUGGCAGCAACAGGGAAGAGCAAAACGCAAAGCACAACCCUUGACACUUCGGAGGGGGUGCGAGCCAACAGCUGUUUUGCUUUUUCUCCAGCUUUCUCCCCGCCUGGGUGUUUCGGGGAGGGAGCAGAGGGCCGGCAGCAGGGCGCUCCUUUCCCAGGACGCUGCUGCACGCCACGUGAAAAUCCCCUCCGCCCUGCUGCCUCCUCUGGAGCAGCAGGCAGCGCCCGCGAGGCGCCAAGGCCGAGCCAGGCGGAGGGGGCAUUUCGUGUACUUCUGCCUUUGCCUUUGGACUGGAGGUGCUUUUAACUGAAGCAGGGAGGCUUAAGCGAUGCUCUGGGGCUGCUCUGCUGAGCGGUUGUGGUCCCGUCUGAGAACAGCCCUAGAGUACCGGACGUCUCCGCUGGCCUCGUCCAAGUUACUCCCCAUCAGGUGACACUGUAACUGCAGGAUUUUACACCAAACCCCCCCCCCCCCCCCCCGCUGAGGGCGGCUCCAAGCCGUCUCCGCUCCUGGCUCCCCCGCAGCGUUUCGGCCGCGUGUAACGUGCGUGGCAGAGCGCGCUCGCUCCCGUCUCGUGGCUCGCUCCGCGCGUGCGGCCCCCCGCGCGGAAACCCCUUCCUCGCUCUCGUGCCGCGUCUGCGGGAGCUCAGGAUGCGCCGCUCUGUCUCUCGACCUUUUUAUUUUUAUAUGUAAUAUGUGUGGGAAACGGCAAUAAUUUCCAGACAAUCUCGUGAAUGUGAAAGAAAACCUGUGACGGUUUUUAUGGAGUGUAAAAAAUAAUAAUAAUAAUAAAGGAAGGGGAAAACCCCGUCCGGA
This is a messenger RNA of Rhea pennata, 2383 nucleotides long. It is a transcript of the gene DUSP5, whose product is annotated as dual specificity phosphatase 5. Gene Ontology annotation, cellular component: cytoplasm; nucleus. The transcript has 4 exons. NCBI's taxonomy places the organism in Eukaryota, Metazoa, Chordata, Aves, Rheiformes, Rheidae. The record is from RefSeq and is a predicted model, not a curated record. Bases 20 to 1177 code for a protein of 385 amino acids. Gene Ontology annotation, molecular function: MAP kinase tyrosine phosphatase activity; MAP kinase tyrosine/serine/threonine phosphatase activity; protein tyrosine/threonine phosphatase activity. Gene Ontology annotation, biological process: negative regulation of MAPK cascade; endoderm formation; protein dephosphorylation.